Notolabrus celidotus (New Zealand spotty) is the source of this 2496-nucleotide messenger RNA. RefSeq lists its product as uncharacterized. The transcript has 2 exons. Bases 56 to 1909 code for a protein of 617 amino acids. Gene Ontology annotation, molecular function: DNA binding. The record is from RefSeq and is a predicted model, not a curated record. NCBI's taxonomy places the organism in Eukaryota, Metazoa, Chordata, Actinopteri, Labriformes, Labridae.
ACAGUAGCAUUGUGGGAUUAAAAAAAAAGAGUGCGUCUAGUAGUAAACAAACACAAUGGCUAAUGAUGAGCAUUCAGGCGCAAGCUUUCAGACCUGGAAAUACAAACAUUAUUUCUCCCUCCUCGAGACAAAGGAAAAGAAUAUCGUUGUGAGUUGCCGUCUAUGUGCAGGAAAGAAAACGUUGUCCACCUCCAAGACGAGUAAUUCGAACCUCACGAAGCACCUCAUGAAACAACAUCCCUCGACAAAGUCAGUUGCUGCCAGAGAGCCUGAUGCUGAACACACAGUCGACCCAGGUGAAGCUACCGUUAGCUCGACAGAGCAGGAAGGACCCACUCCAUCAAAACAGCCAAGGCUGGAUUUCAAGUCACUGCCAGCAUUCCAGUAUUUGAGUCAGGAAAGACUACACAGACUUAUUGCAAAGUAUGCUGUUGAAGAUACACUUUCUAUCUCGACUGUUGAGUCUGCAGCUUUCCGUGAGUCAAUAAGCAAGAUACCUUGGAGACGAGCGGGACCACUACCGUGCAGAAAUAUAUUUUCCAAGUACCUGGAGAACGAAUAUGCUAACAUGGAAGUCAAGCUCAAAAGAUCAGUCGAGGAGUUAGAAUAUGUCUCCACUACAGCAGACCUUUGGACUACACAUAAUAAAAGUUUCCUUGGGGUAACCGCACAUUUGAUAAAUCCACACAAUAUGCAACGUGGGAAAGCAGCGCUGGCAUGCAGGAGAUUCAGGGGUCGGCAUACGUAUGACAGUAUUGCAAGUGAGAUCGAUAACAUUCAUUCAUCCCAUGGACUAUCACAUAAAAUCACAGCAACUGUCACAGAUAAUGGCUCUAAUUUUGUGAAGGCCUUUCAAGUAUACAAGCCACAUGAAGACUGUGAGGAUAACACGGAUGAGGUGACUUUUACAAACAUUACCGAUGUGCUGCAGCGGAGUGGUGCUGAUGAUGAAGAUGACAUGAUUUCUUUACCUCCACAUAAGAGAUGUGCAUCACACACAUUGAGUCUUAUCUCAUGCACUGAUGUGGAUAAGUGGCUGCUGUCGACACCUGAGACGAAAAACAUCUACAGAAAUGUUACCACAAAAUGUGCAGGGUUGUGGAACAAGGAAAGUCGGUCUACUGUGGCCUCAGAGAUUGUGGAGGAUGCUAUUGCAAAGAGGCUGCUUGUACCAUGCACAACCAGGUGGAAUUCAUUUUAUGAUGCCCUGGCUUGGAUUUCUGAGGUACCCAUGGUGGAGUUGAACAGCAUUUCCUCCAAACUGCAGUUGAAAUGCAUCAGUGAAAGGGAGCAUCAUUUUCUCAGAGAGUACUGUGCUGUCAUGAAGCCACUUACUGUGGCUCUGGACAUUCUUCAGGGAGAAGACAAUUGUUAUUAUGGCACUAUCAUACCCACGCUCAAGGCAUUGAUGUGCAAGACUCUGGAAAUGAAGAAUGGACUGAAAAUCCUUGUCCGCCUACCAGAUGUAAUUGUCCAGGCAAUAAAUUCAAGAUUUGCACUUGUUCUGAAAAGUGAAGACACUACCCUGGCUGCUGUGACUCUACAAAGGUUCAGGCUACGUUGGUUGUGCGACCAGGAGAGGAAGGACAGGGUAAAGGCAAGUCUGAUUGCAGAGUGCCGAAAACAAGUCCUGGAGCAGGAACAGCAACCAGGUAAAACCCCCCCAACACAGCGCCACAGCCCAGGUCCUACCAAAGAGGAUAAGUUCUUCUCAUUUGAAGAGGAUGAGGACAAUGUCACUGCUGAAGCUGAAGUAGCUGAUUACCUCAAAUCAGAAGCAACAGGAACUCUGAAUCAAUUUCCAAUGAUAAAGGAAAUAUUUCUGAAACACAAUGCAGCCACUCCAUCCAGUGCCCCAGUUGAAAGACUCUUCAGUCUGGGCAACCUGACUCUCAGAUCAGAGGUUUGAGAAGCUUUUCCUCCUGAGGUACAAUCAUUAGUUUUAGGGAAAGUUUUUUUGAGAUCCUGCUGCAACCCUUGAGAAAAAAGUCUUCUUUUUUGUUGUGAAAAUAGUGACUUGUUAGAUAUUCUGAGAGUUUAAGUCUACAAUAUUACUUUCUACUGAAUGAAGUUUGUUAUAGAAACAAUAGUUGUGUUGUGAUGUGUGGGUCACUGGCCAGGGAUAAGCUUGAGAUGGAAUAUUUUGUUGGAUUCAUUUACACAGUCACACAUUGCUGCUUCACCUUAAUCCAUCACAAGCUAUCUGUAUUUAAUUUUACUUUUGAGGUUUGAAGCACUUCUUAAACGAGUUCUCCAUUAAAUGUAUCCACAUAUAUCUUAUUUUUUCAUCCAGCUAAAUGGCCACAUUUAAGGUUCAUUAAUUCUGUAAAAUCAAAAGUUAUUUGUUUCUCAUAAUGAGGAUUAAACCACUUUUGUGUAUGUUCAGUAUUAUUGGAUGUUGGCUUUAGUUGAUGACCCGUUUGUUUGAUUCAAAACUUCUGUUACAAAGGAGAAUAUACAAAAGUAUCUUUAUUUCAUUUUGCCCAGUUGUUAUGA